This is a messenger RNA of Racocetra persica, 430 nucleotides long. The record is from the annotation of a GenBank genome assembly. NCBI's taxonomy places the organism in Eukaryota, Fungi, Glomeromycota, Glomeromycetes, Diversisporales, Gigasporaceae.
CGUAGAGAUACUGAACUUGCAAAAAAGGCUGAACUUGCAAAAAAGGGUCUAACGCUAACCUCAAAAGCGAGAAGAAAGACGCGCCAAAAAAAGAGAAUCAAAGUAAUCAAAGAAAGCACGGAGGUUGAAAUGCAGAAACCACCUCAAUUAGAAUUAGAAGAGCCCCAAUCAUAUCAAGAUGAGCCAUUACCUUGGGAACGAAAAGAAUAUUUGAAAUAUGGGUUGUAUUCUAUCGAUCUUAAACUAAACGAUCACCAAAAAAGUUUGAAGGGCAAAGAUAAAGUGAAAACCUCGAUGGAAAUAUUUCCACUCCCUAUACAAUAUGGUCAAUUUCUCAUAAAAGAUCAGCGAAAUUUCUGUAUUCCAUGGGAUAUAAUGACUGCUCAUAAACAAGGGUUACUACAAAGGGGAUUUAAACAGAUUAAAACUA